UUCGAGCCCUUUAGUCUCUGUGAACGCUAACUCAAGUUAUAUAAACCUUUCUGCACCGAUUUUCUCAUCUGUGUUUUGAAAAGAGUAAUUCUCGCCCUAACUGUAUUUAAAAAAAAUGGAACCUUGUUCCUGUGACACUUUCGUGGCAUUACCUCCAGCAACAGUUGAUAACAGGAUUGUUUUUGGAAAAAAUUCAGAUAGACCCUGUGAUGAAGUACAAGAGGUGGUUUAUUUUCCUGCUGCCGUUCAUGAUAACCCGAGAGAACAUCUUAAGUGUACUUACAUAGAAAUUGAUCAAGUUCGUGAAACAUAUGCUGUUGUCCUUAGUCGCCCAGCUUGGUUAUGGGGGGCAGAAAUGGGAGCCAAUGAGCAUGGAGUUUGUAUUGGGAAUGAAGCUGUAUGGGGAAGAGAAGAAGUUUGUGAUGAAGAGGCACUAUUGGGCAUGGACCUUGUCAGGCUUGGCCUUGAAAGAGCUGAUACAGCUGAAAAAGCCCUCAAUGUCAUUGUUGAUUUAUUAGAAAAAUAUGGCCAGGGUGGAAAUUGUUCAGAGGGUAGGAUGGUAUUUAGCUAUCACAACAGUUUCCUGAUAGCUGAUAGGAAUGAAGCCUGGGUUCUGGAGACUGCAGGGAAGUACUGGGCAGCAGAAAAAGUAAAAGAGGGAGUUCGUAAUAUUUCUAAUCAGCUUUCUAUAACAACCAAGAUUGAUCGGGAACACCCAGACAUGAGGAACUAUGCUAAGCAGAAACAUUGGUGGGAUGGUAAAAAGGAGUUUGAUUUUGCUGCGACAUACUCUUAUCUUGACACAGCCACUAUGAUGAUUUCACCAGGCAGAUAUUGUGAAGGCUACAAGCUUCUGAAUAAACACAAAGGAAACAUAACUUUUGAAACAAUGAUGGAAAUUCUCCGAGAUAAACCAAGUGGCAUUAAUAUGGAGGGAGAAUUCCUGACCACGGCAAGCAUGGUCUCUGUUUUACCUCAAGACUCCAGCCUUCCUUGCAUUCACUUCUUUACAGGGACUCCUGAUCCUGAGAGGUCUGUUUUUAAGCCUUUCAUAUUUGUGCCGAAUAUUUCACAACUAUUGGACACCAAUUCACCAACAUUUGAACUUGAAGAUGCAGUUAAAAAGAAGCCACAUUUUAAGAGUAAACCUGACAGAAGACACCCACUCUACCAAAAACAUCAACAGGCAUUGGGAGUAAUAGAUAAUAAAGAGGAAAAAGCCAAAACAAUGUUGGACAACAUGAGGAAACUGGAGAAAGAACUAUUCAAAGAGAUGGAAUCAGUCCUUCAAAAUAAGCAUCUUGAUAUGGAUAAAAUUGUUAAUCUCUUUCCUCAGUGUACAGAAGAUGAGAUUAGAAUUUAUAAGUCAAAUAUUACUUCUUAGUGACCAUAUAAAUGGUCAGCAGUUUUCCUCAAAGUCAGGAUGUUAAGUGAUAUAAAUCUAGUUUGAGCAGAUCUGAUUAUUUUUUAAUAGCAUUCAAGUGAUAGCUUGACUAUUAAAAUUACAUAUAGCCUUGCUGAAAUAUUGAGAAAGAAAACAGCAUUGGAAUUGGACACAUAUAUCAUGGGAUAGCCAGGUGUUACUUCAGGUACCAAAUUGUGUUAUAUUUUUUAGCUACAAUACCCUUUUUAAAAAUCACAAUAAUUAAAUAGUCAAUUCUGCAUAAAACAUGAAACAUUAAAAUAAUGCAUGGAUUUAUGUUUAUUAUAAUUAGGUAUUGUCCUCAAAUAAUUUUCUCAAUUACAACAAGAAAGUAGAUUUUUCUUUAGUAAUGGAAAAUAUUGUCUUAAGUAAUGAAUUUUUGUGCUUUAGGCAAAUAUUAACCAAUUCAAAUAAAAUUUUCUAGAUUUACACAAUAAGUCUU
Diceros bicornis minor is the source of this 1865-nucleotide messenger RNA. It is a transcript of the gene SCRN3, whose product is annotated as secernin 3. Lineage: Eukaryota; Metazoa; Chordata; Mammalia; Perissodactyla; Rhinocerotidae. Gene Ontology annotation, biological process: proteolysis. The coding region runs from base 116 to 1384 and encodes 422 amino acids. Gene Ontology annotation, molecular function: dipeptidase activity; cysteine-type exopeptidase activity. The transcript has 8 exons. The record is from RefSeq and is a predicted model, not a curated record.